AUGGCUUCGAAAAAUUCCGGAAAACGAGGUGCAAAGCAGCUGACGAGUAGUGAAUUAUCGUGCAAAUCUACUACUUCCAGUGCCAAAGCAAGAUUGGCCGAGCUGGAGCUUAAGCGACUUGAGGAAGAGAAGAAGCUUAAUGAAAAUUUGCUCAAUGAACGACUUCAAAAGGAGAAGGACAUCCAACAGAAGGAAAACCAGCAGGAGAGGGAACGUUGUGAGAAGGAAUUGAAAGAGAAGGAACGCUUGGAAAAGGAAUUUUUGACAAAGUGGUAUGAAGUGAUGCGAAGUAUGGCUGAAGAAGACGACGGUGGAAGUUGCAGAAGUUUUCAUACGAACAGGAGCAGCGCAAACAAAGUGAAGCAUUGGCUUAAUGUUCAGGUUUUACCGACUUCGGAAGUGGUAUCAGGGGAAAUUCAAAACCCAACUAUUAUCCCGUCGAAUACGAAACCGACCACAGUGUUGCAAUCUCCCGUAGGAACGAGCCGUCCCAUUCCAGAACCCAAUACAACGCAAGUGAUACCGCAAAUGACGUCAUCGGAGCAGCAGAAGCAGAUACAAAUGCUGCCUAUGAGAGCAUCGGUGGUAACUCAACGAUUCGCAAAACCGCUGAUUGCGUCAUCAACUCCGAUUCAGCAGCAAUCAGGACAGCCAGCAGCGCAGAGGCAACAGUUCGAGUUUCAACAUAUCACACAAGCACAUCCCCCGUCCCACGCACCCUUUCAGGAGAUACCUCAUGAUGUUAGACCAGGUGAAGUAAGACCGACCGAGCACGUUAACGACAGGUAUAUGGUUCCAAAUUAUGGUCAUGUGCCUACUGCUACUGUUCAUGACUACCAGACACCCGUUGUCCUCCCGUCUCUCGCGCCUGUAGCUACAGGAUCUCAACAACUGUACGGACCUAAUGUUCAGCAGUUACAGGCACGCAACGUGGUUCCAAAGGAAUUACCUUGGUUCAAUGGAGACCCCUCCGACUGGCCCAUAUUCAUAUCAAGCUACAAUAACACUACUCAAAUGUGUGGCUAUUCGGACUCCGAAAAUCUGAUGCGCCUUCAACGGUGCCUUCAAGACAAAGCUCGGGAAGCUGUGAAAAGUUUCCUCCUCCACCCAUCGACACUUCCUCAAGUAUUGUCUACGCUAUACAUGCUAUAUGGCAGGCCGGAGUUGAUUGCCAACACUCUGCUGACUAAAGCAAGAUCAUCUCCUGCACCAAAAGCGGAUAAACUCGACAGUUUGAUAGGCCGUGUUGAAGCACCUGAUGUAGCAAUUUUUUCCAGUUUCAUGACGUCACUAGUUUCUGCAGUAAGUCAUGUGGUUUCACCUGUAGUGGUCGUGACUGAGCCCAAUAGCGAGAAGCGUAAGGAUAGGGGCUAUAUCAACAGUCAUUCGGUUGUGGGUGAUUCUUCCACCUCUGCAGAUGAACAAUUCAAUCCUAAACCGUGUCCUAUCUGCAAGAAAGCUGGGCACAAAACGAAGGAUUGUUUCGAGUUCCGAAAACUAGAUGUCGACACCCGUUGGAAAUUGGUCCAGCAAAACAGUUUAUGCCGUCGAUGUCUUACGUCUCACGGAAAGCGGCCAUGCAAAAGUGAUGUGUGCGGAAUAGACGGAUGUGAGUACCGACACCACAGGCUGCUCUAUUCGGUGAAAUCGACCUGUGAAAUCAAACAAACCAAAAAAUCAACGCCCAUGGGCACCGCAUCCCUUCAUUGUGAUGAAAAUGGUUCCACGUUGUUUCGUUUGAUUCCCGUUACACUUCAUGGCAAAAAUGUUCAAGUGAGCACGUACGCGUUCUUGGAUGACGGAUCAGAACUCACUCUGGUGGAUAAAGACUUGGCGAAGAAACUGAACGCCAAUGGCGAGCUGCAACCGUUGUGUAUGCAGUGGACGAGUGGUGUGACCCGCGCAGAACCUGAUUCACAAAUACUACAGCUCCGAAUCUCGGGUCGUGGAAAGGCCAAGGAAUUCGCCUUGAAGGAUGUCCACACAGUAUCAUCUUUGAAACUUCCAACGCAGACGAUGGUAUACAGUGAGUUGCAGGAAAGGUUCCAGCAUCUCCAAGGUUUAGCGAUAGAAGAUUAUCAACGUGUAACACCGCAGUUAUUGAUUGGUUUGGACAACACGCGUCUGUGUGCCAGCUUGAAGAUUAAAGAAGGAAAAUCAGGUGAACCGGUGGCGGCGAAGACCCGAUUAGGUUGGAUGAUAUAUGGUAGCUUACCAGGAACCAUAACGUUCAAUAGACAGCGUUACGUUCAUGUGUGCACACGUUCUUCGGAAGAUGAGCUGCACAACCUGGUACAAAACUUUUUUGAUGUGGAAAGCGCAGGUGUCCGUGCUACACCUUUACUUGAAUCUUCUGACAUUUACCGAGCUCGUACGAUACUGGAAGCAACAACCCACAGAACAUCUACGGGGCGUUUCGAGACAGGACUUUUGUGGCGCUCCGAUUAUAUCGAACAACAACUGAAGGACUAUCAACUCAAGGGCUAUGCCCAUAUCAUCACGGAGGAAGAAUUGUGGUCCGCUGAUCCUCGUCGAGUUUGGUACCUUCCCGUGGGUUUUGUGGAGAACCCAAAGAAACCAGCGAAAGUCCGUAUCGUCUGGGAUGCGGCGGCGAAAUCGGAGAAGGUGUCUUUCAACAGUAUGAUCCUCAAAGGACCAGAUCUCCUCACAUCUCUUCCUGGUGUUCUCAGUCGUUUCCGCCAACGGAAGGUGGCGAUUAGUGGUGACAUCAAAGAGAUGUUUCACCAGGUUUUGAUUCGUGGCGCUGAUCGAGACUCACAGAGAUUUCUCUGGAGAGACGAUCCUACGCAACCUGUUGACACUUACGUAAUGGACGUGGCGGUAUUCGGCUCCGCGUGUUCCCCGUGCAGUUCACAAUUCGUCAAGAACUUAAAUGCAAAAGAGCACGAGAAGACGUACCCAAGGGCGGCGCAAGCAAUCAUCCGGAGCCAUUAUGUCGACGACUACCUCGACAGCUUUGAUACCAUCAACGAAGCUAUCACCGUUGCCAACGACGUAAAGCUGGUCCAUGGAAGAGCCGGAUUCGAGAUCCGGAAUUGGCUUUCGAAUAAGACAGAAGUAGUUAACCAAAUUGGGAACGGAUCGGGAGAAUCAGUGAGAACAUUUACCCUGGAUAAGGGUAAUGGAUGCGAGCGCGUGUUGGGAAUAUCCUGGAUUCCCGACGAAGAUGUCUUCAGGUUUUCAUUGGUACUACGUGAUGAGUUACGGGGCCUACUCGAAGAAAAGAUAGUUCCAACGAAACGUCAGAUCCUCCGAGUGGUUAUGAGCGUGUUCGACCCUCUGGGGUUGAUAACGAUGCUAGUGAUCCACGGGAAAAUAAUCAUCCAAGAAGUCUGGAAAAGUGGUACUGGAUGGGACGACGCCAUUUCUGCAACCAACUUCGUUCGAUGGCAGCGGUGGACGACAGCUUUGUCUCAUCUAAAAGAAAUAGCUAUCCCGCGUUGCUACUUCCCGGGAUAUUGUCCUAAUAGUUUGGACACCAUGGAACUCCAUAUCUUUGUGGACGCCAGCGAGGAGGCUUUCGCUUGUGUUGGGUAUUUCCGGGUAAUUGAUCGAGAUCAAGUACGGUGUGCCCUAGUUUCGUCGAAGAGUAAAGUUGCUCCAGUAAAAGCUCUAUCGAUUCCACGACUUGAGCUGCAAGCGGCAGUGAUCGGAACGCGUUUAGCGAAAUCGAUAGCUGAAAAUCACGAUCUACCGAUUCUUCGACGAGUGUUCUAG
Molecule: messenger RNA, 3738 nt
Organism: Toxorhynchites rutilus septentrionalis
Lineage: Eukaryota; Metazoa; Arthropoda; Insecta; Diptera; Culicidae
Exons: 5
Coding region: 1-3738 (1245 amino acids)
Source: RefSeq, a predicted model, not a curated record